UUUUUCUCGGUCGGAAUAAUCUACGGUCAAAGCAAAAGCACACAUAUGGAGAUGAUUUCGCCACGUGGACGAUAAUCCACCACCGAUCCGUUGCAGAUGUCACUAGCUAGUUCCCUCGCUUCGGUUUCGUAAUUCAAUCUUUCAACAAUCUCUGAAACGCAUCAAUGGGGAAAGACGAUAAUCCGAGUCCAGGUGAGACUGGAGCGGCGGUGACAGAUCCGGCAAGGGAAUGCGAGGGAAAAGGAGCUUGUGAAUUCAAACAGACUCGUUGCGCUGAUACAAUCAUGCCUCAUAUCCUCAACUUGUAUGGGGCAUGUGCAAAAGCCAACGACUUUGACAUGUACGCGCCAAAUGCUUCUUUUGAGGACCCUUUAACACAUGCUCAAGGGGUGAAGCAAAUCAAAUCAGCAUUUUACUCAUUAGCUAAGGUGUUUGGUGAGUCGAAGAUAGUUGAAUACCAGGUUCAAGAAAGUGAUAUCGCACCAGGGAAGAAAGAGAUACUAAUCGACAACAAACAACACUACAAGAUCAUGGGAAAGGACAUAGAUAUGAUCUCUCUCAUUAAACUCUCUGUUGAGAACGGGAAGAUUGUCCGACACGAAGACUGGUGGGACAAAAAACCUCUGAGGAACAGAGACACGGUUAGCUUCCCAUUAGUCGGUCGGUUUAUGGAGAUGGGUCGUAGAGGCAUGAUGCUAGCUACUCAUGCCAUGAUGGGUUUUGGUAAAGAUCCUGACUCACACUGAAUAAAGAAGAUUCAUGGGGAACAGAAACAGUUAUAUUAUAUAGUGUCUAGGCUCCUCAAAACACUCCUUCUAUCUGUUUGGUUUGGUUUGGUUUCGGUUUUGUUUUAUAUAUGUAAUAUGUUAAACGUGUGUUUGGUUAUAUUAGUCACCAAAAUUCUCCACAA
Molecule: messenger RNA, 910 nt
Organism: Brassica napus (rape)
Lineage: Eukaryota; Viridiplantae; Streptophyta; Magnoliopsida; Brassicales; Brassicaceae
Exons: 7
Coding region: 165-746 (193 amino acids)
Source: RefSeq, a predicted model, not a curated record